This is a messenger RNA of Kogia breviceps (pygmy sperm whale), 1095 nucleotides long. RefSeq names its product small lysine rich protein 1 (gene SMKR1). NCBI's taxonomy places the organism in Eukaryota, Metazoa, Chordata, Mammalia, Artiodactyla, Physeteridae. The record is from RefSeq and is a predicted model, not a curated record.
AAACACUGAGCGGCCCCGCCCCCAGCGGCGCGCCUCGCCCGGCGUGUUGCUCGCCGCCCGCCAGCACCCGCGAGCCUGGAGCCUUAGCCUGCGAGGCGCACUCGUCCGAGUUGCGCCGCCCGCAACCUGGUUGCGGUGGGUGCCCCAGCAUGUAGUGGCGGCGGCCCAGUGGCUGACUACCCCCUCACCCCGCCGGGCUCCCCUGAGCGCCUCGGCCUCCUCGCGCCGCGCCGCGCUGCGAGAGCGGGCUUCUGAGAAGCGUGGCGAGGUCCCGGGCCUGCGGCGGUUCGGGGGCGAGAGCGGAGGUGGCAGUCCCGUGAGCCGCAGGAAUGGGCGCGGGAGCGCCGCCUGCAAGCGACGCGGAGAACUGUGGUCUCUUUCAGGAUUAGGAACCCAUGCCACGCUCACCUGCUCAACUGAGAAAGCAUUACCAUGCCAGGUAAAGGGAAAAGAAAAGGCCGAGGCAAGUCCCGUGGGAAAAAGCAGAAGAAACCGGAAGUGGACAUCCUCAGCCCCGCUGCGAUGCUGAACCUCUACUACAUCGUCCACAACGUCGCCGGCUGCCUGCACCUGUGCGGCUUCCGCUGGCCAGGCGCUACCAAGUCAAAGAAGGAGAAAAACAAGACUUAAGCCAGACGGUUUCCCAGCUUCUCUCUACUACAGAGGACAGAACUUGGGGCAGAGAAAUCAGGAUAAUACCACUGUUGCAAGCAAAAUAGACUUUACCGAAGACAAUUUGAGAUGCAAGCUAAGUGUGCUUUUCAGUGCUAGUUAAUGCUAAAUGCAUUUUACUUCCUCAGCUAAACCCGGGUAUGGUGAGCCACUUUGGUUUUUCAGAAGUUAAGAGGGGGAAAAAAAGUCCAAGUAAUUCCCACACAGUGGUGGAAUUGAUAGGAGUUUAAAAAAUUAUUAUAAGUCUGGGUCAGAAUUAAACCUUGCUCUCCAAAGGCAGUUCUAGCUUGCAUGAGUUGUUUUUCUUUUACCAAAGGGGGUGUGUUAUUUAGAGAAGACAAAAAGCACAGAAUUUGCUUAUAUGUGUCCCUCUUUUGGGCACUGUUUCCUUUCCUCAUCUUUUUCUGGAAAAAUAGUAAAUAU